Molecule: messenger RNA, 1530 nt
Organism: Penicillium macrosclerotiorum
Lineage: Eukaryota; Fungi; Ascomycota; Eurotiomycetes; Eurotiales; Aspergillaceae
Product: sugar porter family MFS transporter
Exons: 4
Coding region: 1-1530 (509 amino acids)
Biological process (GO): transmembrane transport; carbohydrate transport
Cellular component (GO): membrane
Molecular function (GO): carbohydrate:proton symporter activity
Source: RefSeq, a predicted model, not a curated record
AUGGGCCAGACACCCUUCUGGAAAAAUUAUCGAGUCUAUAUACUCACCUCGGUAGCCUAUUUGGGCUCCUUACUCUUCGAGCUCAUACUCAAGUCUCAAUCUCUAGGGUAUGAUACCGGUGUGAUGGGCUCAGUCCUGGCCCUGGACAGCUUCAAGACCGACUUCGGACUCCCUCUGGGCGAUUCCGGGUUCGCCUCGGGCAAAAACUCCCAGGUAUCGUCUAAUGUUGUGAGUCUGCUGACGGCUGGGUGUUUCUUUGGUUCCAUCUUCGCGGCCUUUCUCAACGACCGAAUCGGUCGUCGGUACUCUCUCAUGAUCUUCUGCGUCGUGUUCCUAGUCGGCGCUGCCAUCCAGGUCGCCGCGCACCACGAGCUCGGGAUGAUCUACGGAGGUCGAGUCAUCGCUGGUCUGGGGAUUGGGGGCAUGUCCAGUAUCACCCCUGUUUUCGUCAGUGAAAAUUGCCCACCCCAGCACCGUGGUCGGAUCGCGGGUCUGUUCCAGGAGUUCUUGGUGAUCGGCAGCACCUUUGCCUACUGGCUGGGCUAUGGGGUGUCGCUGCAUGUUUCCCCCAGCACCAUGCAAUGGCGGAUUCCAGUGGGCAUCCAGCUCGUUCCAGGCGGCCUUAUGCUAGGCGGACUAUUCUUCCUCAAGGAAUCAGCCCGUUGGCUGAUGAAGCAGGGGCGCCGCGAAGAGGCCGUCCAUUCGCUCGCCUAUAUCCGCAAUGAAGCCGAAACUAGCGAGGCGAUCCAGCAAGAACUGGCGGAGAUCCACGCUGCGAUCGCGGAAGAAACCGCGGCCACUGAGGGUGUGACCUGGAAGGAGUGCUUACAGAAGAGCAACCGUUAUCGGUUCUUUCUGGCGUUCGUCAUUAUGUUCUGGCAGCAAUUUUCUGGAACCAACAGCAUCGGCUAUUACGCACCCCAGAUAUUCCAAUCUAUUGGCGUGAGCGGUUCCAACGCAUCGCUUUUCGCCACUGGCAUCUACGGCACUGUCAAGGUGGUCGCGACCGCGAUCUUCUUGUUGAUUGGCAUUGACCGCUGGGGGCGAAAGCGCAGUUUGAUGGGUGGCGCUGCGUGGAUGGCCUCGAUGAUGUUCAUCAUCGGUGCAGUGCUGGCCACUAACCCUCCGGAUCCCGAUGCCACGACGGUUUCCAAGGCCUCGACGGCCAUGGUUGCUAUGAUCUAUCUCUAUGUGAUUGGAUACUCGUUCUCCUGGGGUCCGACUCCUUGGGUGUACCUGAGCGAGAUCUUUCCUACCCGUCUACGUUCCUAUGGCGUGGGCCUCGGAGCGGCCACCCAGUGGCUCAUUGGCUGGAAGACCUUCCUGAUGUUCGGCAUCUUCUGCACGGCAAUGGGACUGUUUGUGACCAUCUUCGUCAAGGAGACCAAGGGCCGGACCCUGGAAGAGAUGGAUUUGGUCUUUGGCGCCAUUGACGAAGAGCAGCGCCGCGCAGAUGUGGAAAACACCAUGCACAAGCAUGACUUCACGCACGCGGAGCAUGUGGAAGAGAGAGAUCACCGAGUAACAUGA